Agrilus planipennis (emerald ash borer) is the source of this 1179-nucleotide messenger RNA. RefSeq lists its product as uncharacterized. Lineage: Eukaryota; Metazoa; Arthropoda; Insecta; Coleoptera; Buprestidae. The transcript has 4 exons. The record is from RefSeq and is a predicted model, not a curated record. The coding region runs from base 117 to 770 and encodes 217 amino acids.
GGAUGUAGGCCGGCUAUAAACAAGUGCUCAUCGUGCGUCCGUCAGUUCACACAGAAAGUUCCUCUUCGUUUGUUUCUUCAUUUAACGUCACACCGGUCAAGAGCAACAGAUUCAAUAUGUUGAGAGAAAUUUUGCUCCUAGUCGUGGGAGCUGUCCUGAUAACUGCACAGAGGAGACUGGCUUUACCUGAUCCUAGAAGCUGUGCAAAUCGUGUUCGCCAUGCUACAUACAGAGACGCUCGAGGUGUGGCCCAUUCCUAUUUCUUCAGCUGGGAGCAUCCGCCAACAAGAAACUUAGAGGUUGACUGGUUAGACGCCCGUAACAUUUGCAGAAGACAUUGUAUGGACGCUGUUUCCUUGGAAACUCCCCAAGAAAAUGAAUUCAUAAAACAGAGAAUUGCGCGCGGCGGUGUGAGAUACAUCUGGACAUCCGGUCGCAAGUGCAACUUUGCCGGAUGUGAUCGUCCCGAUCUGCAACCUGCCAAUGUUUUCGGAUGGUUCUGGUCCGGUUCCGGAGUCAAAAUUGGUCCCACCAGCCAGAGAAACACCGGCGAUUGGAGUCAUACCGGAGGAUUUGGACAAGCACAGCCCGAUAACAGAGAGGCUGCACAAGGUAAUGAUGAAUCCUGCCUUGCAAUUUUAAACAAUUUCUAUAAUGACGGUCUUAAAUGGCACGACGUCGCUUGCCAUCACGUUAAACCAUUCGUUUGCGAAGAUAGCGAAGAACUCCUUAAUUUCGUCGCUUCUCGCAACCCUGCUCUUCGUCUGUAAUAAAAUUUUCUUAACUGUUUUGCUUAAUUACCGUUUACAACGUUCGACAGUAAGAGAAAUUAGUACAACAACUAAAUUAUUCGUUAUUAAAUUACAUUGUACAAAGUGUAUAAAAUAAUUUCCGACGAACGCUAAUUUGUUAAAUUAUUAUUUUCUUCUCCAAUCAUUUUUUUGUUAAUUAAAGACUAAAAGAUGUCGAUGCCUUUAAGCAGACUAUUCAUCCAAGUACACAUAUAGUACAUAAUAUUUAACAAAGUAUUUAUUUAGGUAAUUAAAUUCACAGAUGCAAUUUUAUUCAUACCAAAAGCUCUUAAUUACCACUUCUGUCUUACAUUUAUCUGCUCUUGUAUAUUAUUUCCUUCCUUAAUUUAAAGAUAAGUUUUGUAUUUGUAAAAUUAAAUUAUGUUAA